CCGCGGUGCCGGGCCAUGCCCGCACGGGCCCGGCGGGGGGGCGGGGGGGCGCCGCCGAGCCGGCGAACGGGCUCGUCCGCCGCCAUCUUGGGAUCCCGCGGGGACUCGAGAGCGUGUCCGCGGCCCCGGCGGGCGCCCGCUCUGCCGGGCGCGGCGCUCGGGGGGCGGCCGCCCCCUUCCGGCCCCCGCCGGCGGGCCCGGCCGCCCCCUGCCCGCGCGUGUCCCCCCGCGCGUGUCCCCCGCGCGUGCUGGCGCGGCCGCUGCCGUGUCACCGCCCCGGUCGGGAGGCCCGGCCCUGGAGUAGCGGGUCCGGCCCGGGGAGGAGCUGUCGCUGCCCUGUCAUUGCUGUGGCCGCCGGUUCCCCGGCCGGAGGUCUCCCCCUGGCUGCCGAGGCAGGGGAGGUCCGGAACGGGAGGGGAAGCCUCGCCGCCGCGCCGAGGGAGCGGGCGGGAGGGCUGGCGGCACGGAGCUGGCCUCCCCGUGCCGCGCCCUGGCGGGCCGGCGGUGGGCGCCUGUCCCAGCCCGGCCCCGGCCCCGCCGCCGGCCCGCGGGGGCUCCGGCCGUUCUGCACCAUCGCGCCGGCGGUGGGCGAGGGGGGCGACGUGCGGGUGCAGGCUCUCGCACACUGUGCCCGCUGCAGCCUGGCCCGCAGGCCUGGCCAGGCGCUCCCCGCCCGUUCCUCCAAGCUGUCACGUUUCAGGUCCCUUUACAGAUGUAGUAACUACAAAUCUUAAACUACGAAAUCCAUCAGAUAGGAAAGUAUGCUUCAAAGUGAAGACCACAGCACCUCGUCGAUACUGUGUGAGGCCGAACAGUGGAAUUAUUGACCCAGGAUCAUCUGUAAUUGUUUCAGUAAUGCUGCAGCCUUUUGACUAUGACCCAAAUGAGAAGAGUAAACACAAGUUUAUGGUACAAACAACCUAUGCACCACCAAAUAUUUCAGAUAUGGAGGCAGUGUGGAAAGAAGCAAAGCCUGAUGAGUUAAUGGACUCCAAAUUGAGAUGUGUGUUUGAAAUGCCCAACGAAAACGAUAAACUGAAUGAUAUAGAUGCAAGCAAACCCGCGCCAGUACUGAAUACAUCUAAGCAGGAUGGACCGAUGCCAAAACCACAUAGCGUUUCACUUAAUGAUACUGAAACAAGGAAGCUAGUGGAGGAGUGCAAAAGACUUCAGGCAGAGAUUAUGAAGCUGACGGAUGAAAACCGGCACCUGAGAGAUGAAGGCUUGAGGCUCAGAAAGGUAGCGCACUCAGAUAAAUCUGGAUCACCCACAGCUUUGGCCCUCAGAGAUAAUGGCUCUAAUUCUCUUCCUUCACUUCUUGUUGUAAUUGCAGCCAUUUUCAUUGGAUUCUUUCUAGGGAAGUUCAUAUUGUAGAAAGAAUGAGUGAGAGAAGCAUGCAAAAUGCAGCUUCCUUUUUUUUUUGAGGGUUUUUUUUGGGUUUUUUUGGUUUUGGUUUUUUUUUUUUUUCCUCGGCCAGAAAAAGAUUUGUUUACCUACCACUUCAUUGGUAGUAUGGUCCAAGUGGCCAUUUUUGUGUACAGCAUCAUAACAGGCUUUGCCUUUAAUGGUCUCGCACGAUUAGAAAAUACAAUCUGAAAAGAGAAACUGUUCGGCUACUGGACAAAAUUGUACAUUAAGUCAUCAAUAGCAGGUGUCAGUUGCACAGUCAGUCCUUUAUGAAAAUUCAUAAAUAAAGAAUUGUUCUCUUUCUGUGGUUUUAAUAAGAAUUAAAAAAUUGUUCAGAGUCUUGUAAAUGUUAUUUUAAUAAUCCUUUAAAAUUUUAUCUGUUGCUGUUACCUCUUGAAAAAUGAUUUAUUAGAUUGCUAAUCCCACUCAUUCAGGAAUAUGGCAAAAGGUAUUCUGGGGGAAAUGGUGCCUCUUACUGUGUAAAUUUUCUCCUUACCUUACUUUGCUAAUAUCAUGGCAGAAUUCGUUUCUUACUUCUUGUGAGGCAUUGUUGAGAGUUCUUCAUCCUUACAGUCCUGUCCCAUAAUAUUUAACAUUACAAAAGAAAUAAAAUUGUUAACAUUUUUCUGCUGGGUAGCCUGUUUGUGUGUGUUGUACUUUUAGAAGGGAUUCCUAACAAGUUCAUUGUUCAUGGUAAUUUGCUACUUGUAACAAAUGGCUAUUUUGAAGUUUAUUUGCUUAAGUCUCUGGCUUAGACUGUUGUAAUUGAAGUUUUUUGGGGAAAAAAAAAAAGGUUUGCAUUCCAUUUGUUUAAAAUGAACUGUUUUCUGGCUGCUUUCAGCUACAGAGGGGAUGGUUAUCAAACGUUUUGGAGCAGUGUAAUUUGGAUAUCCAGCAGGUACAAAUACCAGAUGUGAAUGUUAUCAAUAUAUUAACAGUUUGCUUGAAUUGUGCGGGAGUGUAAUAAUCAACCUUCUGUUCCAUCUUUGGAUCUUCUGGGUGUCUUCCAGGAGUCAACAUUAUUCUUUGAUUUCAUAAGAGUACUUAAUUCAUAUAUACUAACUUAGUUCGUAAUUCUGUUUCAGCAGAUAUUCAGAAAUGCAAGCUGAAUCUUUCAGACACCCAUAGUGAAUUCCAUGAUGCAGAAGAGUUGAUAUUUGCUGAGUGAGCCUCAGUUGCUCACCUUUUGAAAAUGAAAAUAAUUUUAAUGCAACUCUUGGCAGAUCUACCUGUGUUAGUCAUGUAUAGCUAAGUUUUAAAGAAUGCAUUUUGUGGGGGUCUGAAAUGCUUCCCUGCACUUAAUCUUAUGUCUUGCCUCAUCUCUGAAUAAGUCAUAAAACCAAACUGUAGUAUUGGAACAAAAUAUUAUCUGUACUUCUGGCUAAGCAUAAUCCAAUACAGGGAAUUACUUGUAAACUUGAAAAAUUGUGGAAGGGGUAUACUCCUGUAAGCAAAAUUGUAUAUGCUCUUGGACAGCUUGACUUGAUGUGGUGCAGCUAAGUGUGUUAGACCUUGGUGUAUGCACACCUUAUGUAGCUGAGAAAGAUGUUCUGGAGAAGAUGUAUGUUAUCUUGGUUGCCUUUGAUUCCUAGUGCUUUUUUUUAAAAAAGAAAACUAUAAUUACAUCAUGUUCUGUCAUUGCUUUCUGUGAUAAACUUUUUUUAUAAAAUCGUGCAUAUUUUCAAGGAAGUUGAUGAAGAAAAUGCAAAUAUUGCUUAUCUUUUCACUUAAGCAUGCAAGCACAGAUGUUUCCAAUUACUUGUUCAAGUGUCUGCAUUCAAGUCUCCUUCUAUCCCAGUGACUGGAAAAGCUGUGUUGAGGUCUUGAUUAUUUUGGUUCCACUGGUUCAGAAUGUUGUAGUCCUGUUUUUUUUUUUUU
Falco peregrinus (peregrine falcon) is the source of this 3285-nucleotide messenger RNA. RefSeq names its product VAMP associated protein A (gene VAPA). Bases 16 to 1374 code for a protein of 452 amino acids. The transcript is spliced from 6 exons. Gene Ontology annotation, cellular component: plasma membrane; endoplasmic reticulum membrane. Gene Ontology annotation, molecular function: FFAT motif binding. Gene Ontology annotation, biological process: neuron projection development. NCBI's taxonomy places the organism in Eukaryota, Metazoa, Chordata, Aves, Falconiformes, Falconidae. The record is from RefSeq and is a predicted model, not a curated record.